Messenger RNA from Phaeodactylum tricornutum CCAP 1055/1, 1575 nucleotides. RefSeq lists its product with no specific name. The transcript has a single exon. The record is from RefSeq and is a predicted model, not a curated record. The coding region runs from base 1 to 1575 and encodes 524 amino acids. Gene Ontology annotation, molecular function: DNA binding; FAD binding. Lineage: Eukaryota; Bacillariophyta; Bacillariophyceae; Surirellales; Neidiaceae. Gene Ontology annotation, biological process: photoreactive repair.
AUGUCCAGCUCUUUCAGCAAGGGACGUUCUUUACGAUUGGCGUGGCAUCGACGCGAUUUGCGAUUAGCGGACAAUCCCUUGUAUCAUCCAAAUGCAAACGACUGCAACAAACUUACAGUUAACGAUAGCCAGAAUAUUAUCAGUUUGUAUGUUUUCGACCAAGGCGAUUUCAGUCUCACUCCUUCCGUAACGGGUGAUCCGAAUUGGACCGUCGCGCGGACGGGCCCGCACGCAGCACGUUAUUUGCGACGGGCGGUAGUUGACUUGCGGAGGUCGCUGCGAUCGAUCGGUGGGGAACUGCUCGUUCGGAUUGGAGAUCCACGCUUGAUUGUCCCGCAAGUCGUCAAGGAAUUGAGGGAUGUGACGGAGGUGACAUGGAACGAGGAUCCCGGAGUGUACGAACGGAACACAUCUGACAACGUGCGCAAUGAACUCUUUUUCCAACAGCCCCUUGUACGGAUCACCACGGUUGCUUCCACUCCACUGUAUCAUCCCGACGAUUUACCGCGAUCGAAAUACGAUUGGGAUAGACUAGCCCAUCCCAAACAGAAACACACGAAAGCUUCACGAAAGCAAAAUGGUGAUUCUCUUUUUCAAAGUAUUGAAGCGGCGCAUACACUCGUUGAUGUUUCGACUGCUCGAUUCAAAGGAGUGCCACGGAUUAUGGGGGAUUUUCGGCGUGCUGCAAUGGCCGCAGCCAUCUUGCGUCCGCCCUUGUCGACACCAAAGCACUUGACGAGUCCCGUCGGCUUUAUAGAAGCCGGAAACAUUCCUACCUUGGCGGAGCUUCUCGAUCCCUUGUUGCGGCGCAAACGAGACUGCAUUUCCGUAAUGGGUCUACCUAAUGAUUUUGUAGACUCCAUUGUCGAGGCAGCGUUUGAAGCAGCUGCCGAAGACGACGAAAUUGAAGAUGAAGAUGCUGCAGAUAGAGAAACCAUGGAAUACCAAAUUGCAUCCGACCUUACCCGAUUUGUCCAAAAUGGACACGCCGCGACUGCCAAGAGAAGUCUCGCCGAUGUUUCCGAUAACAACAGCUCUCGACUUUCCACCUUUUUGGCUCUGGGAAUCAUUUCCCCUAGGACGGUUCAUGCGAUAACUGCGGAAGGUGGGGAAGGCGCUAGAUGGUUGUGCAGUCACCUAACUAUGCGGGACUUUUUUAUAUACCUGUGCUUUGCUAGCGGAUCCAGAUUGUACCAACAAGAAGGCCUUCCUGUCAACGCCAAACGGAAAAAUAUUCCCUGGUACAGCCCGGCUGCACCGCAAAAGUACGACUGCUGGAGACGAUGGGCGCAAGGGUUCACUGGACUACCAUUGAUCGACGCUGGUAUGCGAGAACUGUGUCAAACGGGAUAUUGCUCGAAUCGUGUCCGCCAAAACAUCGCCAGCGUACUUUGUCGAGAUUUGCAGAUCGACUGGCGAGCAGGUGCUGAAGUGCUGCAAUUUUUGCUUCGCGACCAUUGCGUCGCCGCCAAUUGGGGUAACUGGUUGUACUUUUCCGGUGUUGGACCAGAUCCAAAAUCUCGUCAUUUCCGUUCUGUUUCUCAGGCUUUACGUUACGAUCCUGAAGCGUUGUAA